AUGAAAACUAUCAUUAUAUUCUUAACCUUCGCUGCCAACUACUGCUACAGUGAUGUGAUUCGGACUGUAUACUGUAAGAAUCAGUGCACAGAUUAUCUUGGAAUUCCGGAAAAUUCGAUGCCAUUAUGCGCACCAGAACACCUGAAGUUGAAAGAAUGCGGAACUGUAAUUACUUGUGACUGGACUGAGGCUGAACGCGACAAAGUGCGACCGGUGGCGAACGUCACUGCCGAUAUGCUGUGCUGCUAUCGCACCACUAUUAAAGAAAAAGGCGAUUGUGGUGAUGCGAUACCAGCUGUAGAACCGGAACCGGAGUCAGCGCAUGAACCAGUGACUGCAUCGGAUUUUUGUACAAUUCAUUUCCUACCAUGGAUCUUAUGCAUCAUCUUACUGAUCGUUGUGACUCUUCAGGCAGUUUACAUAGUGAAGUUGAGCAUUUCUGGACCAUCACAUCAAAAAGUCACACAGUCGGAUGUCCCAUACCUACCACAAAUGGUCAUCUCACAACCGCUUAUCGACACUCGACUUCUCAGUACUACAACCGUAUCCGAAUAA
This is a messenger RNA of Necator americanus (New World hookworm), 555 nucleotides long. RefSeq lists its product as uncharacterized. The transcript has 5 exons. The coding region runs from base 1 to 555 and encodes 184 amino acids. NCBI's taxonomy places the organism in Eukaryota, Metazoa, Nematoda, Chromadorea, Rhabditida, Ancylostomatidae. The record is from RefSeq and is a predicted model, not a curated record.